AUGUCUUCUGCCACCUUUACACAGACCAGAACGUUUGCACAGAACCUCGAGAAGCAGACAGAACAGCUUCUAAGCCGUCUUUCCAAGAUCCAAUCAGGAGGCGUUUCUGUGGAUCCUUCCGAGGAGGAAACCACCGUGACCAAUUCGAUUCUUGAGGUAUUUGAGAAAAGAGAAGAAGUGGUAGGAAGACUCAAUCGUCUUCUGGAGGCGGAUGUCAACAUGUCUACGUCGAAACUUCAACAGCUACAGAGACACAAGGAGGUGUUGGCGGACCACAAGGGCCUGUUCAACAAGAUUCAGGGAAGGAUCACCGAGGAGAGGAAUAGAAACAACUUGCUUUUCACCAUCAGAUCAGACCUUUCUGCCCACAAACAGCGGGAAAUCCUGCUGGGACCAGACAGCGAGAACAACUACAUCUUGGACGAAAGAGCCAGGGUCGAUAACGCCAACUCAUUUGCUGAUAGGCUUCUUCAACAGGCCUAUGAAACGAGAGAUGAGCUUUUCAGUCAGCGUGUGCAGUUGCAGAAUGCCGCCAACAGGGUUCUGGGGACUUUGCAGAAUAUCCCAGGCAUCAAUGUGUUGAUUUCAAAGAUCAAUACGAGGAGGAAGAGGGAUACCCUUAUCAUGGGCUUUGUCAUUGCAUUCUGCAUCAUUGACUACAUGGAUCCCGAAUUCAACGACCGUAUCGGUCUCUUGAGGCUACGUCGUAUUGAACAGUUGAAUGAGCGUUUAAAGCAGCAGCUCAAGAAAGACCGCAUUCCAGCCUCCAAGGCCGCUGGGCUUAUCAUAGAGAACACCGAGGAAACGAGCGAUCCACUCGUUCCUUACCUUUGGCUGGAGUUUGCUCAGCGCAACAAGUUCAAAACCCAUCAGCAAAUGAAGCUGGGUUCUUCCGCUGGGGUCUGUGCUGCACAAUCGUCUAAUAUGGCCUACUGA
This is a messenger RNA of Candidozyma duobushaemuli, 936 nucleotides long. RefSeq lists its product as uncharacterized. Gene Ontology annotation, biological process: endoplasmic reticulum to Golgi vesicle-mediated transport; G protein-coupled receptor signaling pathway; vesicle fusion. Gene Ontology annotation, molecular function: SNAP receptor activity. Gene Ontology annotation, cellular component: Golgi medial cisterna; cis-Golgi network; Golgi membrane. The record is from RefSeq and is a predicted model, not a curated record. The transcript is spliced from 2 exons. Lineage: Eukaryota; Fungi; Ascomycota; Pichiomycetes; Serinales; Metschnikowiaceae. Bases 1 to 936 code for a protein of 311 amino acids.